Messenger RNA from Tripterygium wilfordii, 4087 nucleotides. Its product is annotated as probable inactive receptor kinase At5g10020. The record is from RefSeq and is a predicted model, not a curated record. Gene Ontology annotation, biological process: protein phosphorylation. The transcript is spliced from 3 exons. NCBI's taxonomy places the organism in Eukaryota, Viridiplantae, Streptophyta, Magnoliopsida, Celastrales, Celastraceae. The coding region runs from base 842 to 3874 and encodes 1010 amino acids. Gene Ontology annotation, molecular function: protein kinase activity; ATP binding; protein binding.
CACCAGCUUAUCUGAUGCUGUCAAUUAUGAAUCAGUUACCGGAAAGUGAAUCUGACAUUUAUUAAUGGCUGAACCUGCGAAAUUACAGAACCCACAUUUGUCCACCUAACACUUGCAUUUUCGCUCUCCAGCACUACUGCUGCUCUUCAGACUCUUCAGUACUUGUUGCUCACUGUGUCCUCUGCAAUUCCCGGAGUGUCCAUCUUUGUUUCGCAAAACCCACAUUGUAUUUCACGGAGGUUGAAGUGAUGACCGUGGAAGAGGAGCAAUACUGGUUGGGGGUUAUCUUGGUUUGCUCUUAUUAGCUUACUAUUUUUUCUUAAAUUUUAAUGGUGAUUUUGUGCAUUUUUCGACUUGUUCCAUCCCCAGUUCUUUAUGGUACUUAGUUAUCUUGAGUUGGGGAACUGUGUCUUUUCGAAUGGCUUUGAAUUGAUUCGGUUGAUUUGUUUUUUGACAAUUUUUAGUGCUUAUUGUGCCAUGAAAAUGGAGAAUUCAGGGAGUUCUGCUAUUGCUCGAUCCCAUUCCUUAGUCUCAUCAUCGUACUGUUUGUCAUUUCCACUGCCAGCAAUUAACGUUGAUUCAAUUCCAUUUUGAUUAUUCUGAUUCUGAUUCACAUCAACUUAGUUUUCAACUGUCCACUGUCCAGAGGAGUACAUAGAUUACAUAUUCUUCUGAUUUUUAUUAUCUUCUUCUUUCCUAGAAGUUUUGAUCUUUUUUCCCGUUGUCUUUUUUUUUUCCCUUCCAAGUUCCAAGUAAGUUGUUUGAUUUUUUCCCUUUAAAUUGGUAUAUUUUUUUAUGUGAACGUGAGCGUGUUUGUGGGGGUUGGGCUACUUUUGAAGGAAUGCAGGCAAUCUGUUUGAUAUUAUUGGUGUUGAUAGCAAAUGCAUUUGGACAGUCAGAUUUUGAAGCACUUCUGGAGCUCAAGAGAGGAAUUGAGAUAGGCCCAGAUCAAGUUCUUCGUUCAUGGGACUCUAAGGCCUUGUCAUCUGAUGGAUGUCCUCAAAAUUGGGCUGGAAUUACCUGUAUUGAUGGCCAUGUGGUAUCAAUUGCUCUGAAUAAUGUGGGUUUGGUUGGAAAUUUUAGUUUCCCAGUUAUUGUUGGCCUGAAAAUGCUCCGCAACCUAUCCAUUUCAAACAAUCAGUUGAUGGGCACUAUCUCAAAUAUUGGUUCCAUGGAGUCCCUUGAGUUUUUGGACGUUUCGUGCAAUAUGUUUAGUGGGCUGUUAUCCCCUGAUAUGUUUAGUUUGAGGAGUCUCGUGCUUUUAAAUCUCUCAUCAAACAAUUUUGAAGGCAGGGUUCCAUCUGGUCUUCACAAUCUUGAGGAGUUGAAAUAUCUAGAUUUUCGCAGCAAUGGUUUUUCUGGGGAUAUUAUGGAUAUUUUUUCCCAAUUGGGUGGAGUACUACAUGUCGACCUAAGCAGUAAUCAGUUUUCUGGUUCACUGGACUUGGGACUAGGAAACACCAGUUUUAUUUCCUCAGUUCAGUAUUUGAAUAUUAGCCGCAACUCUUUGGUUGGAGAGCUCUUUGCUCAUGAUGGAACUCCAUAUUUCGAUGAUCUGGAGGUCUUUGAUGCUAGUAACAACAAGUUAAAGGGUACCAUACCUUUGUUCAGUUUUGUAGUGUCUCUUCGGGUAUUGAGGCUUGGUAACAACCAACUGUCGGGGUCUCUACCAGAAGAUCUUUUGCAAGAAAGUUCAAUGUUCUUGUCUGAACUGGAUCUUAGCAUGAAUCAGCUCCAAGGUCCAGUCGAAAGUAUCACCUCUACAACUCUCAGCAAGCUUAAUCUAUCUUCUAACAAACUGUCAGGCGCCUUACCUGCCAAAGUUGGGCGCUGUGCCAUCAUUGAUCUGAGUAAUAAUAUGCUGUUAGGGAACCUGUCCAGAAUCCAGAACUGGGGGAAUUAUGUGGAAGAGAUUCAGUUGAGUUCUAAUUCAUUGAAAGGAAAUCUGCCCAACCAAACUUCUCAAUUUUUGAGGUUGGCUUCGUUCAAGGUAUCCAACAACUCAUUAGACGGUUUUCUCCCACCAGUUUUGGGUACAUACCCUGAGCUUAGAGUAAUUGAUCUUAGCCUCAACAACCUCAGUGGUUUCCUCCUUCCAAGCUUAUUCACUUCAACAAAAUUGGCUGAUCUCAACUUGUCCGGCAACAACUUCACUGGUUCAAUACCUCUUCAAGGUAUUCAAAAUAUCCCUUUGGGCUCAGCUGGAAAUUUGAGUUUGGCAUCUCUUGAUCUGUCGUUUAACUCAUUAAGUGGCCAUUUGCCUCCAGAAAUCGGCAAGUUUCGUAAUUUGCUUUAUGUUAACUUAUGUAAUAAUAAAUUUGAUGGUGGCAUCCCUGAUGACCUUCCAGAUGAACUGGUAGCAUUUAAUGUGUCCUCCAAUAACCUCUCUGGUGUAGUGCCUUACAAUUUAAGACAGUUUCCUGAUUCAGCUUUUCAUCCUGGAAACUCCUUGUUGAUGUUACCUACUAAGUCACCGGUAUCAGCAGAUGAUGCUCCGCAUCUUAAUUUGAAGAAGCAUGGAUCCCAUCCGAAAGCUGCUUUGAAGAUUGCUUUGAUUGCUGGUUUAGUUGUCAUUGUUGCUGUGCUAGCUCUUUUGUGCAUAGUGAUUUCUUAUAGGUCGCAUUGGCUGGAGUCCAAGAGAGAGAGUUCAAAAGAAGCUGGGCAAACAAAAAGUAUUUCACAUGAGGAUUCUUCCCUUUCUCAUACAUCAGCGCAUAACAAAAAUGCAGAUUCCUCGAUAUCUUCAUUUAGCUUCCCUCAAGAUCAUUUACCAUCAUUGCAAACGGGAUCUGUAUAUGACCAUGGAGACUCAUCAUCCAUUGUAAGGAAACCUAAGGGUCCUGAAUCAGUGGGAAAAGCUGAAGGAUUAUCUUCUCCCGUGUCAAUCUUCUCAUCCUCAAAUCCAUCACCUUCCAGAAACCAACUUCCAAUUGAGCAUCCUGGUAUGCUCAAGGUUCGUUCUCCAGAUAAGUUGGCCGGAGAUUUGCAUCUAUUUGACUCUUCCUUGCUAAUCACAUCACAAGAGCUUUCAGUUGCUCCAGCAGAAGUUAUUGGAAGGAGUUGUCAUGGUACAUUAUAUAAAGCUACACUCGACUCUGGUGAUGUAUUGGCUGUCAAAUGGUUAAAGGAGGGGAUAGCAAAACGAAGAAAGGAAUUUGCAAGGGAAGUAAAGAAACUGGGGAACAUCAAACAUCCAAAUUUGGUCUCUCUUCUAGGAUACUACUGGGGUCCAAAGGAGCACGAGAAACUGGUUAUAUCAAAUUUUGUUGAUGGGCACUGCUUGGCUCUCUAUCUUCAAGAGACAGAGCCAUGGAGACUUCCACCCUUGUCUCUUAUUGAACGGUUUAGAGUUGCAAUGGAGGUGGCUCUAUGCCUAAACUAUCUGCAUAAUGAGAGAGCAAUCCCACAUGGAAACCUCAAAUCCUCUAACAUCUUGUUAGAAAGUUCUAGUAUGAAUGUACUCAUCACUGAUUACAGUCUUCACCGGAUAUUGACACCCGCUGGCACAGCUGAACAAGUUCUGAAUGCUGGUGCACUUGGCUAUCGGCCACCUGAAUUUGCCAGCUCUAGUAAACCAUGCCCAUCGUUAAAGAGUGAUGUAUAUGCAUUUGGUGUCAUCCUGUUGGAGCUCCUGACCGCAAAAAAUCCCGGGGAGAUACUUUCUGGCCAUCCUGGAAUAGUUGAACUAACAGACUGGGUUUGGUUAUUGGUGGAAGAAAACCGUACUGGUGAGUGUUUUGACAGACAUAUCGCGGAGCACCCGCCCAGGGUUCUCAAUGAGAUGCUACAGGUGGCUCUGAAAUGUAUCCUACCAGCAUCUGAACGACCUGACAUGAAAUCUGUCUUUGAAAAUCUUUCCAUGAUCGUGUUAUAAUAUCACACCAACAUAAACAGAAGCUCAGUAUAGUAGGGUUUGCUACUAACCCCAUUUGUCAAUGUAUUUCCCUUUUCUUUUCUUUUUUGUUAAAUUUAAUCAUUUGGAGGUCUUUCCUCUAAUUAUUGCAGAUUUGUAGAUGCUGCUCUCAAUUGGACCUGUGAAUGAUUGGGGAAAAUAAAGUUAUUCUUUAGUGAAUUGGGUUAUUCAUUU